AUGUAUCUUCAGCGAAUGCUAAUUGCGCUGGCGCUGGCGCUUUUCGCGGUUGCUGUGCUCGCCGCGGAGGAUUACUAUAAGGUUCUUGGGCUGGAUAAGUCUGCGUCUGAGAAGGAUGUAAAGCGUGCUUAUCGGACGCUUAGCAAGAAGUUUCAUCCUGAUAAGAAUCCAAACGACGAAUCAGCCCGCGAGAGAUUUGUCGAAAUCGCAGACGCCUACGACGUCCUCUCAACCAGCUCCCUCCGCAAAAUCUACGACCAAUAUGGCCACGAUGGCGUCGAACAACACCGAAAAGGCGGCUCGGCCGGCGGGCGCGGCAACGACCCCUUCGACCUCUUCUCUCGCUUCUUCGGCGGCGGCGGCCACUUUGGACACGCGCCCGGAGCACGACGCGGACCCGACAUGGAAGUUCGGGCGGCGCUGCCACUCCGCGAUUUCUACAAUGGGCGCGAAAUCAACUUCCUGGUUGAGAAGCAGCAGAUUUGCGAUUCGUGCGAGGGAACCGGAAGCAAAGAUCGGGAGGUGAUUACGUGUGACCGGUGCUCGGGGCGGGGCAUGGUGAUUCAGAAACACAUGCUUGCACCUGGCAUGUUCCAGCAGGUGCAGAUGCCGUGUGAUAAGUGCGGUGGGCAGGGAAAGCAUGUUAAAAAUCCUUGUCCGGUUUGUGCUGGGCAGAGAGUUGUGAAGAAGGAGGUUGAGACUUCUGCUUCGAUUGAGCCGGGCAUGGAUAAGGGGACUCGUCUUGUUUUUGAGAAUGAGGCUGAUGAGAGUCCGGACUGGGUUGCUGGUGAUUUGAUUGUUAUUCUGGAUGAGAAGGAGCCGGAGCUUUCAAGCUCGGAGGCGGAGAGAAAUGAUGGGACCUUUUUCCGGAGGAAGGGGAAGGAUUUGUUCUGGAAGGAGAUGCUUUCGCUUCGGGAGGCGUGGAUGGGUGAGUGGAGUCGGAAUGUUACGCAUCUCGAUGGCCAUGUUGUGAGGCUGGGGCGCAGUCGGGGACAGGUUGUUCAGCCUUGGGCUGUUGAGACCGUCGUUGGUGAGGGUAUGCCUCAUUAUUCUGAGGGCCAUUUGCAUGAUCAGCGUGAGGAUGAGAAUGACGAGCCGGGUAAUCUGUAUGUGGAGUAUGGGGUUGUUUUGCCGGAUCAGAUGGAGAGCGGGAUGGAGAAGGAGUUCUUUGCGCUGUGGGAGAAAUGGCGUAAGAAGAUUGGAGUUGAUCUGGGAGUGGAUAGUGGCCGGCCGAUACCUCCGCCGGCGGAGGAUGUUAAGGACGAACUGUGA
Penicillium argentinense is the source of this 1272-nucleotide messenger RNA. RefSeq lists its product as uncharacterized. Gene Ontology annotation, molecular function: Hsp70 protein binding. The transcript has 2 exons. NCBI's taxonomy places the organism in Eukaryota, Fungi, Ascomycota, Eurotiomycetes, Eurotiales, Aspergillaceae. Gene Ontology annotation, biological process: protein refolding. The coding region runs from base 1 to 1272 and encodes 423 amino acids. Gene Ontology annotation, cellular component: cytoplasm. The record is from RefSeq and is a predicted model, not a curated record.